AAAAAAAAAAAAAAAAAAAAAAAAAAAACAAGAAGAUGAGCGUCGUAGAUAAAGAAAGCAUCGAAGUGAUCGCGCAAAGCAUCGGCGUUGGAAAUUUGUCGCCGGAUGUCUUGCCUUCUCUAGCCGCCGACAUCGAAUACCGUGUUCGCGAGAUUAUGCAGGAGGCUAUAAAAUGUAUGCGGCAUGCAAAGCGAACUGCUAUGACUUCAGAUGAUGUGGAUACCGCCCUUGAUCUAAGAAAAAUGGAGCCAAUAUAUGUUGCAUCUGGAAAUUCUUUGCGAUUCAAAAGAGCUGCCAGACAUAAAGAUUUAUUUUACCUUGAUGACAAGGAUGUAGAAUUUAGAGAGGUGAUUGAAGCCCCCCUCCCAAAAGCACCUUUAGAUACUGCAGUUGUGAACCACUGGUUGGCUAUCGAAGGCGUACAACCUGCUAUUCCCGAGAAUCCUCCACUAGAAGCUCUUUUGACUCCAGUUGAUAAUAAGAACAAAGAAGAUGGGAUUGGGAUUGGGAUUGGAGACAAUAAUAAUAAUAAUAAUAAUAAUAAAAGUCUUGUGAAACAUGUGCUAUCAAUAGAGCUUCAGCUUUACUUUGAAAAGAUCACAGACCUGACUGUAACCCGGUCAAACUCAGUCAUCUUUAAGAAAGCACUGUUGAGUUUGGGGAGGGAUGCAGGACUCCAUCCAUUGGUUCCUUAUUUCAUAUAUUUUGUUGCUGAAGAGGUGACUCGUAAUUUGAACAACUUGGAGCUUCUUUUUGCUUUGAUGAGGCUUGUGCGGAGUCUUGUACAGAAUCCACACCUGCACAUGGAACCGUAUCUGAUCCAGCUCAUGCCAUCUGUGAUGACGUGUCUUGUUGCAAAAAGCCUAGGAGGAAAUAAUAAUAAUAAUAAUAAUAAUAAUAACCACUGGGAACUCAGAAACUUUACAGCCAACCUGGUGGCUUCAAUAUGCAGAAGGUUUGGGCAUGGGUAUCAUAAUCUUCAGCUACGUGUCACCAGGACACUUGUUGAUGCUUUCAUGGACCCUGCAAAAGCAUUCACCCAACAUUAUGGUGCUAUCAAAGGGAUUACUGCCCUUGGCUCAAGCGUCGUGCGUCUGCUUUUGCUACCAAAUCUUGAUUUGUAUUUACAGUUUAUACAACCAGAAAUCCACCUUCACAACAAGAAUGCCAAUGAGGUCCAUGGGGCCUUAAUGUGUGCCGCUGGUUUAUGUGUUUACAAUCAGCUUAAGAUGAUUCCCAAUCUGCUUUCUCCACCAACACAUGCCAAUGGAAAACUCCUCAAUCCAACAAAUAAACGCAAGGCCGGAAUGCUGGAACAGGCUGUUAAAAAGGCGGCGGCAACAGGUGAGAGUUUGGUGAAGGUGGAGAUGCAAGGGGGUGGAAGUGGAUUUUCGAUAACUCGAGGGGGGUCUUCUGAUGCUAAUAUACCAACAAGGUUUAUGGGUAAUGAGAAUAUCCCGGGGAGCAGUGCUAGUGCUAGUGCUAGUGCUAGUAUGAGGAGGGAUAGGUUUGGUGCUAAUAUACAAACAUCAUCACUGGCUGUGUCACGUGCGUGGAAGAAGGAAGUAAAUGCUGGACAUUUGCUUCCAAAACUAUUUCAUCUUUUUGGUGAAAGCAUGCUUCCCUUUGUACCUUCCCCAGAAUUGUGUAAUAUAUUCAUAUGA
Lactuca saligna is the source of this 1664-nucleotide messenger RNA. Lineage: Eukaryota; Viridiplantae; Streptophyta; Magnoliopsida; Asterales; Asteraceae. The record is from the annotation of a GenBank genome assembly.